UAUUGGAAGGAAUGUUUAAAUAAAUACCGGAAGCCAUUAAAAGACCUUCCUUUGGGGCUACUACUACUACUUUCGUCGUCGUCUCCUCCAACCAACAAAAAAGUCGUCAAAUUCACAUUUUAGCUUCCUCCUCCUCUCUUCGCACGCGAUCCAAUCGCCGGAUUCACCUCUCUUUUUUUCUCCCUCCUUCGUUUUCGUGAUUUCAGUUUGGUGGAAUCAUCUCCGGCGAUUUUUGGGUGUGUGUUGCGUUGCUUGGAGGAUUACGUGGUUGUGUGUUUUCUCUCAAGACGAGUUUCUGAGAUUAUAUUUCUCUUGAGGAGGAGGAGAGACAUGGAGGAAGAGUCUACUUCUUGGAUAAGGAGGGCCAAGUAUUCUCACACCAUUUGUCAUCGUCUCAUCACCCCUAGAUCAGACUCCUUGCCUAUUACUCCAACCAAGACUUGUUCUGGUUCGAAAAGAAUGCCUCUCAGUUCACCCUCUGAUCUCAAGUCCCUUGUUGGACCUUCUCAGGCUAAGCACCAAGCCACCGGUUCCAAUUCUGCUUCUUCUUCUGAGAUAUAUCGAAACCCUUUCACCAACAGGAAGAGGGCUACUUCUCCGUCUCCUCAGAUACCCAUCUCUGAAUCUUUCAAAGAAGCAAAGUCUGUCGUCAAGAGAUUCUCAACUCCUCAUCCCGUAAGAGUCGAACCACCAGCAACACCCACCAAGGGAAACUUCACCCGCAAAAGUUCAUUCGAGAAACUAUCCCACGCUCUCCGCCCUCUCUCUUUCUCGGGUCCUUUAAAGGACAGGCCCAAGAGCAAGAAGGAGAUGCGUUCUUCCAAGUCUUUUGAUCAUUCUAACGUAACUGCCAUGGGAGUGCUCGAAGAACACCGCGUCGACACCUCUGAUCUCACCCGUGGAGUCCUGUUCGCUCACGGGAAGUUCAGCCUGCUUUACCACGGUGUGUACAAAGGCGAAGCCGUCGCUCUCAAGAUCACAAGAGCGCCUGGUGAUUGCGAAGACAAAUUCUUGGGAGCUCGUUUGGAGAGACAGUUUACAAAGGAAGCCACUCUCUUGUCUCGACUUAGCCAUCCAAAUGUUGUCAAGUUUGUGGGAGUGAAUACUGGGAACUGUAUCAUCACGGAGUAUUUAGCUAAUGGGUCUUUGAGAUCAUAUCUGCACAAGCUGGAGAUAAAGUCCCUUCCUCUGCCGCAGGUAGUCAAGUUUGGUCUAGACAUUGCGAGAGGGAUGGAAUAUAUUCACUCAAAGAAGAUAGUUCACCGGGACCUUAAGCCGGAGAACGUGUUGAUUGACAAAGACUUCAACUUGAAGGUUGCAGACUUUGGCAUAGCGUGCGACGAGGAGGACUGUGAUGUACCGGGGGCUGAGACGGGGACGUAUAGGUGGAUGGCGCCAGAAGUGCUGAGAAGGAAACCACACGGAGGUAAGUCGGAUGUAUAUAGUUUCGGACUCGUUUUAUGGGAAAUGGCAGCUGGAGCAGUCCCAUUUGGGGAGAUGUCUCCUGUCCAAGCUGCUUUCAAAGUCAUGCACAAGAACACAAGACCGGUGAUACCAAAGAAAUGUCCAGCGGCGAUGAAAGAGCUGAUUGAGCAAUGCUGGUCGGUGGAAACAGAAAAGAGACCAGAGUUCUGGCAGAUUGUCAAAGUGUUGGAACACUUUGAAAAGUCAUUGAAAAACGAAGGGAGACUGACUCUUAUGCCCAACCAGAUAUGUCCACAAGCUAAGAAAGGUAAUAAAUACUGGAGUCAGAUCUUCGGGUUAGUCCACCACCACCACCACCACCACGACAGCAAUGACAACGAUACUGUAUGCCCAGCCAUGCCUAAGCCUAGAUUCGCUUGAAAAGACUAUUCAUUUUGUGCAUAUAUAUAAAAAGAAGGGUUAGUGGUUAUGUCUUUUUAUUGUUCAUCCACUGUCUCUGUUUUCAAUUUGAUUUCGUUAGAGGACAUACCUGUUACAGAGAAGCUUCUUUAUUUGUUUGGCUUGGUCAUUUUGUGAAGCACUGUCUUCUUGAUUUAUAUACAUACAUUUGUAAGAUUGUUUCAUUGGAUUAUCAAUUUGAGUUGGUGCGUAA
Molecule: messenger RNA, 2077 nt
Organism: Raphanus sativus (radish)
Lineage: Eukaryota; Viridiplantae; Streptophyta; Magnoliopsida; Brassicales; Brassicaceae
Product: serine/threonine/tyrosine-protein kinase HT1
Exons: 5
Coding region: 331-1845 (504 amino acids)
Biological process (GO): protein phosphorylation
Molecular function (GO): ATP binding; protein kinase activity
Source: RefSeq, a predicted model, not a curated record